GAAGCUCCGCCCACGCGCGGAGUGGGGUGUGGCCGGGCGGGUGAGCGAGCCAGCGCUGGCGGGGAACGCUGGAGCCAGGCGGCCGCGCGCUGUCCUGGACCCCGCCCCGAGCAGCUUCUCCGCCCUGUCCAGCAGCGCAGCGGGAGGAUGCGCGAGCGUCUCCCCAGGGAGCAGCAGGCGGCGCCACCUGGCCAGGUUAUAAAACAGCUAAAUGGAGUCUGAGCAGCUUUUCCAUAGAGGCUACUAUCGAAAUAGUUACAACAGUAUAACUAGUGCAAGCAGUGAUGAGGAGCUUUUAGAUGGAGCAGGUGUCAUUAUGGACUUUCAGACUUCUGAAGAUGACAAUUUGUUAGAUGGUGAUGCAUCGAUUGGAACUCAUUAUACAAUGACAAAUGGAGGAAGCAUUAAUAGUUCGACACACUUACUGGACCUCUUGGAUGAACCCAUUCCUGGGGUUGGAACAUAUGAUGACUUUCACACCAUUGACUGGGUGCGAGAGAAGUGCAAAGACAGAGAAAGGCACAGACGGAUUAACAGCAAGAAGAAAGAAUCCGCUUGGGAGAUGACAAAAAGUCUGUAUGAUGCAUGGUCAGGAUGGCUAGUAGUCACACUAACUGGUUUGGCGUCAGGGGCAUUGGCGGGGUUGAUAGACAUUGCUGCUGAUUGGAUGACUGACUUAAAGGAAGGCAUUUGCCUUAGUGCUUUGUGGUUUAACCAUGAACAGUGUUGUUGGGGAUCAAAUGAAACCACGUUUGAAGAGAGAGACAAAUGUCCACAGUGGAAAACAUGGGCAGAACUAAUAAUUGGUCAAGCAGAAGGUCCAGGUUCAUACAUUAUGAACUACAUCAUGUACAUUUUCUGGGCCUUGAGCUUUGCCUUUCUAGCAGUUUCUUUGGUGAAGAUAUUUGCUCCCUAUGCCUGUGGCUCUGGGAUUCCAGAGAUUAAAACUAUUUUGAGUGGCUUUAUCAUCCGAGGUUACUUGGGCAAAUGGACCUUGCUGAUAAAAACCAUCACUUUAGUCUUGGCUGUAGCAUCAGGUCUGAGUUUAGGAAAGGAAGGUCCUCUGGUACAUGUUGCCUGUUGCUGUGGGAAUAUUUUUUCCUACCUCUUUCCAAAAUACAGUACAAAUGAAGCAAAAAAAAGAGAGGUGUUAUCAGCUGCUUCAGCUGCAGGAGUAUCAGUAGCCUUUGGAGCCCCAAUUGGUGGUGUCCUUUUUAGUUUGGAGGAGGUCAGUUACUAUUUCCCAUUGAAAACUUUAUGGAGGUCCUUUUUUGCUGCUUUAGUGGCUGCAUUUGUUUUGCGAUCCAUCAAUCCUUUUGGUAACAGCCGUCUUGUUCUUUUUUAUGUGGAAUACCAUACCCCUUGGUACCUUUUUGAACUGUUUCCAUUCAUUCUUCUGGGAGUGUUUGGUGGACUGUGGGGAGCAUUUUUCAUCCGUGCAAACAUCGCCUGGUGCCGCCGACGCAAAUCAACAAAAUUUGGGAAGUAUCCUGUCCUGGAGGUCAUCAUUGUUGCAGCAAUAACAGCUGUCAUUGCCUUUCCUAAUCCAUACACAAGGCUCAAUACCAGUGAGCUUAUUAAAGAGCUCUUCACAGACUGUGGGCCUUUAGAAUCCUCCUCUCUUUGUGACUACAGAAAUGACAUGAAUGCCAGUAAGAUAGUAGAUGAUAUUCCUGAUCGUCCAGCAGGCACUGGAGUUUAUUCAGCCAUAUGGCAGCUGUGUUUAGCACUUAUAUUUAAAAUAAUUAUGACAGUCUUCACCUUUGGUAUCAAGGUUCCAUCAGGUUUGUUCAUACCUAGUAUGGCAAUUGGAGCAAUAGCAGGAAGGAUUGUGGGAAUUGCUGUGGAGCAGUUGGCUUAUUAUCACCAUGACUGGUUUAUCUUCAAGGAGUGGUGUGAAGUUGGAGCUGACUGUAUCACGCCCGGCCUAUAUGCCAUGGUUGGUGCCGCUGCAUGCUUAGGUGGUGUGACAAGAAUGACUGUCUCCCUAGUGGUCAUUGUAUUUGAGCUGACAGGUGGACUGGAGUACAUUGUGCCCCUCAUGGCUGCAGUGAUGACCAGUAAAUGGGUGGGUGACGCUUUUGGUAGGGAAGGCAUCUAUGAAGCGCACAUCCGGCUGAAUGGCUAUCCUUUCUUGGAUGCUAAAGAAGAAUUCACUCACACAACACUGGCUGCUGAUGUUAUGAGGCCUCGGAGGAGUGAUCCACCAUUGGCAGUGCUGACUCAGGAUAACAUGACAGUGGAAGAUAUAGAAAACCUGAUCAAUGAAACGAGCUAUAAUGGUUUCCCUGUUAUAAUGUCGAAAGAGUCUCAGAGACUAGUGGGAUUUGCUUUAAGGAGAGACUUAACUAUCGCAAUAGAAAGCGCUAGAAAGAAGCAGGAAGGUAUUGUUGGUAGUUCCAGAGUCUGUUUUGCCCAACAUACCCCAUCACUUCCAGCAGAAAGUCCCCGGCCUUUGAAACUUAGAAGCAUUCUUGAUAUGAGCCCUUUCACCGUGACAGAUCACACACCAAUGGAAAUAGUGGUGGAUAUUUUCCGCAAGCUGGGUCUGAGGCAGUGCCUUGUAACACACAAUGGGAUUGUCUUGGGGAUCAUCACAAAGAAGAACAUAUUAGAACAUCUCGAGCAACUAAAGCAGCACGUCGAACCCUUGGCGCCUCCUUGGCAUUAUAACAAAAAAAGAUAUCCUCCGUCAUAUGGCCCAGACGGCAAACCAAGAUCCCGCAUCAAUAAUGUUCAACUGAAGCCCAUAGCUGAGGAGAGAGAGGAAACAGAAGAGGAGGUUCAUUUGUUGAACAGUACAACACUUUAGCCUGAAGGAGUCUUCUGUGGUUGGAAUUAAGAGCUGGAUUUUUGCAUAGCCGUGCAGUUGGAAUUUAAAAGUUGGUCUGGGGGAGCACGGAGAGGUGGGAGUUCCUCACUGUAACAUGGAGAGUGUGAGCCUCUGCUAUCCUGCACUGGAUGCGUUCCAUGAUGACAGAUCUGCCAUGAUAGUGCAGUGCGAAAGCUGGGUCAGAAGACAGAAUUCUCAAAGCCCUGUGCUAACAUUGACAAGAUGCAUUGUUAGUCCCUGUUUCCAGAGGGAUCACUUGAAUUGAGCCAUUUUUUGAGGAUUGCAAGGUCUUUCCCUUUUUACCAUUGAAAACUGUUGUGUUAAUUCAUGAAAUAUAUAAUUAGUACUCAUCACCUUUCUACAUUCCAGAAGAGCUUUUAUUUCUCUCUCUCUCUCUCCUGAGCUGUAACAAAGGCUCUUUAAAAUUGGUGUGCCCUUCUGAAGCAGUAGUUUCUCAUAUUGAGAUGUACUGUGACUUACUAAGGUUUGAUCACAAGAAGGGAGUUUUUCUUGUGCCAUUAAACAUGUAGUUCGUACAUCAUGAAAAGCUUGAGGCGGCAGUCUGAAUCUGCUUCAGCAAAAGCAGAUUGAACAGGUAAUACCUUGUGUGAAGCAUGUGUGAAAUUUUGCAGCCUUAGGUGCUGUGAUUUCAGAAAAAUUUAAAAAUAGAUUAAACUUGAGUUUCUAGGAAAAUGCUUUUCCUGCAGAAUAUAUCAAUAAUGUGACCUGGUCUUAUGCAAUUUUUGUAUUAUUGAAGACACUGACAUAUACCAAUGUUGUGCAGUAUAAGGAAAGUACUGCUACUCUGAUAACUAAGAACAGGAACAAUUCUGUAUAGGUGUAUCUGAUGGUAAUUGCAUGCGGAAACACUGGACAUAUUUUUUACAUUAAAUUAAAAUCAAUCAUCUUUAGUUUUCCUUUACCACAAAAAGAUGUUCCACUGCUGACACUGAAGAAAGAAAUGUAAUUCAUAACUUGCACUAAAUGUAUAUUUUUUCUUGAAAUUUACCAUUCUUUAUUUAUAUUUUUAUGGAUUAAAAUAUAUUAAAUACAAAUCAGUUAAUAUCUUACAUAAUUAAUUCAACCUUUAAUUUGAUUUUUAUAGAGUAAUUCAAAAUCCUCUACAUACAGUGGAGGAUGGGGAAGAAGUUUACAACUAGAUGAAGGGUUUAAACAAGAAAUUAUUUCUUUAUUAUCCAACAUGGGUAUAAUAGCAUUUGUAACCUCACCUUUCACUGCCAUAACUUUGAGGUGUCCAUUUGUUCAUUAUUAUGAAACUGUAAAACUACAAAUACUUCUUAAAUACUGCAGGGUUUUAGAAAUAAUUAAUUGUGAGACCUGUUGUGACUGACUUGUGUUUAAGAAUCUAGAAAUACACUGGCUGAAAGUUUGAAUGAAAUGUAGCUUCUUAGAAAAUGAAACACAAACUUACUUGAAAGAUUGAGUAGGUUUUAAACUUCAGCAGCAACAUACACUUUAGCAGGCAGACAGAUUCAGAACAUUUUUUUUCUUUUCAGAAAGCCUGUUGUAAUUAUUAGCUGAACAUAUUCAUUUAUCAGGUUUUUAAAAAAUCACACACAAAGAAAAGGCAACAUCCCAAGAACUUAUUGUCCCAAAAAAAGAAAACGAUAGAAUAGAGAAGGGGCAGUUUAAAAAACUGGUGUGCAUGUUACAUUCAUGUCAUUGUACAUUCAGUAAUUUUAUAAUUUGGAAUUGGACAUAGUGACCUCCUAACAUUAUUCCUCAAACUAUGAAAUAUACCAGGUUUAAAAAAAAAAUCAAUCACUCUUAGCUACUUUUAGCAUUUGUAAUCCUGAAGGUUCUGAUUCAGCAAAGCACUACAUGCCUGCUUACUUUUAGCAUGACAUCAGUCUUGAGGGAAUUCUGCAAUUUUACUUGGCUCCAAAUGUAACAGGUGAAGAAUUCUCCCACAGUUAGAGUAAUCUCAGUGAAGCUAAUGGGACUAGUAGCAUUCUUAAAAGUAAUGCAUGUGUUUACAUGCUUCUCUCAAUCAGGACUAUUUAUAAAACUGUAAUGAUUGUUUAAAUUCUGUUGUCUUGUCCCAGUAGAAAACAGAAGAGUUUUCUACAGAGCCUGUGCUACUCAUGGUCAGCCCCCUUUUAAAGGUUGGUUUGGAACUAAAGCAGGGAAUCAAGAUACUAUUAAAAGUGCAGUUUUGCAACUAAAUUAACUUUAAUUUUUUAACUGAAGUAAUAUAAUGGGCCAAAUGAUGCCAUAUUACAGCGAUCCAACCAUUACAUAAAUUGGAAGCAGCGUAAUUGGUUUUUGGAGCUAGUUCUAAUUUCAAUUGAUCUGAGUGCAAAAUUUGGCUUGUCUGUAGAAGUCAGUUCAGGAGGUUACUGGUAAUGCUGCCUUUCAUCAUCCAGCUAAAGCUUGUUGGUCUUUCUUAUAGUGAAACAAUAUAAACAUGCUUUUCUUUAAAAAAAAAUGCAUAUUUUCUAAUCACUUUGAAACCCCACUCCUACCGCUGUUGUUCUUUGCCAUAAGGCACAUCAGUGUGUGUAUUUUAUAAAUUCAUAUCUAGUUCUACUUUGAAACUGCAUGAAGUGAAAAAAUACAAUUCAGGCCCUUGUUGUGUAACUCCAAGUGCAACAUUUAUAUUGUGCUGAUUUCAUACCCCUCUGUUCACUGUUUUUACUUGCUAUGCUUUCCUCAUUGAUAUUUGACAUUAUCUAGUCAUCGUACAUUAGAAAUUCUGAUACGGAUUAAGCGUGCCUGUACUGUUCAACAAAAAAGGUUUGUUCUCUAAUGUAAAAUUUCCCAACGCCUUAUUACAAUUAACUGAUUUGAGCAGAUGGGGUAAGGGUGUCAGCAUCUUUUUGUUUUUAACUGUUUAGUUACUGGUUCAUGAAGAAUGCAUAGUUUGUUAAUCUGUGAUGUUGCCUAGAGCUGUAUUUAAUAUUGAUCUUAAUGUUUUUAUUUAUAAUCGUGUGGUAGAGUUGCGUAUCAUUACAGUAAACUGAUUACUGCGAUGAUUCAAUCAUAAAUAUAUUAAACAUUUCUGUAUGACCA
This is a messenger RNA of Pelodiscus sinensis (Chinese soft-shelled turtle), 5866 nucleotides long. RefSeq names its product Cl-/H+ antiporter 3 (gene CLCN3). Gene Ontology annotation, cellular component: early endosome; plasma membrane; synaptic vesicle. Gene Ontology annotation, biological process: transmembrane transport; chloride transport. Lineage: Eukaryota; Metazoa; Chordata; Testudines; Trionychidae. The record is from RefSeq and is a predicted model, not a curated record. Gene Ontology annotation, molecular function: voltage-gated chloride channel activity; chloride:proton antiporter activity.